AUGGCUCGUUCUUCACGUUACCAUUCACCUUAUGAUGCUGAUGACUUGGAUUGGGAUCUUCGAAUCAUGGGACUUGUACUUUUAUCACUCUUUCUGUCACUUGUUUUCCUGCUAACCCGAGAAAUUAUAGCUGAAUUUGCUGAAAAGCCGGAGUUCCAGAUCAGCAAUCUCGCGGUUUCGAAUUUAACCGUGUCACGCGAUCUAGCACUCACUGGAAAUUGGGAGGCCAACUUUCUGGUGGCCAAUCCCAAUAAGAAUCUGCCCUUAAAGCUGCAGGGCAUCAGGGCGUACAUCUAUUAUCAUAACAAGCACACAAAGAUUUCCCAGAGGAUCUCGCUAGGCCAGCCAGUGGAGGUGCCCGCUAGGCAAGAACGGGUCAUCAGGAUCAGUAGAAUGAGAGUGGAACAGCCAGAUGACGUGAUUGUGGAUGAGAUCCAUAAGCGAAUGAAUGAAAACUCGGCCGUUAUCUUUGGAUUGCGACUCGCCAUGGAAGCCUCCUUCAGAGUGAUUGGGACGGACUUGAAGUUUUGGUGCUCGUCUGACUGCAUGCGUUUGAGGGUCGAACUUGAAGGCGUUUGGCCACCAUAUGCCGAAGCAUUCAUUGAUGGCGAUGGGAAGAAGUGUCUGACAUCACUUAGAGACAAGGGGGAAGUAAGGGAGAAGGUAGACGGCACUCUGGAGCACAGGACGGAGGCACUGAACGAUUGA
Messenger RNA from Punica granatum (pomegranate), 708 nucleotides. The record is from RefSeq and is a predicted model, not a curated record. NCBI's taxonomy places the organism in Eukaryota, Viridiplantae, Streptophyta, Magnoliopsida, Myrtales, Lythraceae.